AUGGGUAACAUAACCAAGGGAGCCAGCACACCCACAACUGAGUCUGAUUCUUUCACUUACUCCCUUUCUUCCUGUAGGCGGAAGGGAUUUAAGCCACUUCAGGCAAAACUAUAUGAAGCAAUAAUGAAAGAUGACAGCACCAACAUUAAAGCUUUACUAGCACUCCAACCUGUCAAUGAACCACUGAUUGUUUGGGAUAACUCUGCAUGCAGAAGAACACUGUCAAUCCAGGAUCAGACUAUUCUUCCAAUUCACUUAGCUGCCAAACACAGAAGAGAAAAGAGUCUGCGUUGUUUGCUAGAAUCUGGUGCUGACCCAAAACUAAGAGAUAACAGAGGUUACACAGCACUUCACCUCCUCCUACUACACUGGCCAAAUAUUUAUCUAACUGGGACAGGCAUUUUGACCAGAUUUCAGAGAAACCUGGGAAUUACACAGCGUAAUGCAGAAGAAUGUCUUCGUAUCUUGUGUGAGAAGGGAGUUCAAACAGAUCUUGAAAUGGAUAGUAGCUACAGACACAGCUCCUUACAUUUAGCCCUAUACUCUGGAGCCUCUCGAGCUAUAUCUAUUCUAAUUGAGAAUGGUGUCAACAUAGAUGGCAGAGAUGAGUUUGGCAAAACAGCGCUUCACACUGCUGCAGAGUAUUUGAACAAGGAGGUAACAGAAACUUUAAUCUCCUGUGGAGCAAACAUUAAUUGUACUCUUCCAACUUAUGGAAAAACUGCUCUUCAACUUGCAGUGUGCACUGCAUCAUCUAAAGCAGGCACAGUUUUAGCUGCCGAUAUAGAUUGCAUCAAUUUACUGUUAAUGAAUGGAGCCAAAGUAAAUACUCAAGAUUGUGAAGGAAGAGCAGCUAUUCAUGAUGCUUGCUUGGGAGGCAGAAAAGAAAUAGUUGAUCUCCUCGUAGAUUACCAUGCAGAUGUUAACAUUUUAACAAGACAAGGGCAAUCUCCCCUUUUUCUGUUUCUUCAACACAGGUCAAAUCUAAGAUGUACAUCACUGUUAAAUAAGCUAUUAAACCUCUCAUACCCAUUGAAGCUAACCAAUAAUCAAGGAGAUCUACCCACUGGACUUCUGCUCCAAGAGUUUCAAAUACAAAAAGACUUUCUCAUAAGAUUAUCACAAAACAUUUUGUCUCUGCAAGACAUCUGCAAACUCACUGUCAGAAGAAUAUAUGGGGAAAAAAACAAACAAUGCUUGAAAAAACAACUUCCCGUAACUGUUUGGAAUUCUUUAUACAACUACCAGGACUACUCACAACUUUGGUAAAUAAAUCUCAUGACUUAAACAGUCACAAAGUUAAAUGAUUCUGGCAGAUUUGAUUAAUGUGUGUGACAUAUGCAGUGACACACACCUACAUGAAAAAGUGAAUUGAGAAACUGUUGAUCCUGAA
Trachemys scripta elegans is the source of this 1393-nucleotide messenger RNA. It is a transcript of the gene ANKRD61, whose product is annotated as ankyrin repeat domain 61. The coding region runs from base 1 to 1269 and encodes 422 amino acids. The record is from RefSeq and is a predicted model, not a curated record. NCBI's taxonomy places the organism in Eukaryota, Metazoa, Chordata, Testudines, Emydidae. The transcript has 3 exons. Gene Ontology annotation, molecular function: protein binding.